Messenger RNA from Trypanosoma conorhini, 6021 nucleotides. RefSeq lists its product as uncharacterized. The record is from RefSeq and is a predicted model, not a curated record. The transcript has a single exon. Bases 1 to 6021 code for a protein of 2006 amino acids. Lineage: Eukaryota; Euglenozoa; Kinetoplastea; Trypanosomatida; Trypanosomatidae.
AUGGCGCUGCUGCAUCAUCGGUGGUACGACGCGGACCUCACCGCCGUGGCGGAGGGGGGCAGCGGCCUCCGCGAGACGCGCAUGUCGUGGUCCCACACGGACCCGGCAGGGGAGGAGACGGUGGCGGUUCUGCUGCUUGCCGCACCCGCGACCCUCCAGGAGCCGGCCGAUGGCGAUGGCGGCGUCUAUGCGCUGAAGGUGAUCCUCUUCGCCGCCGCGGAAGCCGGCAGCCAAGGCGUUGCGGGCGAGGAGGCGCCAAGGCAGGAGGUGCACAACGCGGUCUUUGAGCUGCACGCGCCGUUGGAUGUCUCCGUCGUGAAGGGGACAAGUGGACUUGUCUUCGCCUCAACGCGGCAAUUCUUCUUUCAUGCCACUGCCGGGGGAAAGUCACUGGACCGCUUUGUCUUCCUUCCCGCCGAGAAGACGUGGGAGCGGCAGCGUCACGCGCUGCAACCGUUAGAUGCGGUGGAACCCGUGCGUCGAGUUCUCGCCGAAGCGAACGGCGACAGUCAACCACAACUCCUGCUGGUGGCCAGAAGUGGUGCCCCACCCGCGCCAGCAUCACUCGCCGAGGGCGAUAGGGUCGAGAUGCUGGUGGUGGCGUCAAGGCGGGCGGGUGCUGCGGGGAGCUCACAAGGACGGCAACGCACGAUGGUGACUGCAAAAAGAAAGGCAUCCGCCUCGGACCCGCCGGCGACGCCAUUGUACACCUUUGUGCUGGCGGUGGUGCGUUGCACCGUGCAAGUCACGCGGGUGGCGGUGGCAAACUGGGAGUUGUUGCACUUGUGUGUGGACCGUGGUGUGCCCUUUCAGCAACACCAACAGCAGCGCCUUGGCGGGCUGCAGACGUGGACCAACGGCGACAGUGAAAUUCAUCCGGGAAGGUGCACUUGGUGCUAUAUAUCUUCUCCCAACGUCGAGGCCGCAGAAGUAGGAGGAGAAGGAGAAGGAGGACAGGCAAACAAGAAGGCCACGGAAACGAGCAGGGCAGGUGGCGUUGUUGUUGCCCUUGUGCCACAGCCCUCCAGCGUGGUUACGGUGGUUUGCGGUGGAUUUGAUGCGAAGUGUCACGCGUAUCGUCUUGGUUUUGUGGCCACUCCAGCCACCGGAGGCAGCAGCGUGCCACAGCAUUCCGUGGAGGACACGGAUAGUCCCGAGGAGACGCUCUGGAGUCUUUCAGAGGAUACGCACACGGUGCAAAUGAUGCUUGUGGGGGCACCAACGACUUCACUGCGUGGGUCAGAGGCGACGGACGCGAGGAGAACGACGCCACGUCGCCGCGGCCAACACGUCUGUGGCAGUGACAGCGCUUACGGCACCGGCUGUGCCAGCAGUGGUGAGGGAUGGAUGCGACAGGCGGGCUUGUCCAAGGUGCUUCGCUUCGUCGUGGACUUCCUUGACGACGGGAUGGGCGGGGUCUCUGCCGAUCCUGCGGUUGGCAGCCGAGGCGGUCAGGGCUUGUAUUUUGCCUCGGUGGCGCCGUGGUCGGCGAGCCGGCAAGGCCGCUUCCCCAUCCCACGCAGUGUCUGCUGGGUGGACACUGCCCCGCUGCCCAUUGGAAAGGCGCUUACCUGCAUGCUGCUGUUUCCCGCCAGCGAUGGCGCGGAAAAAGGCGACGGCGACGUGACAGCCAUGGAUGCCGCCGUAGACGACGAGGAUGCCGCCUCGUGGUGCCACACGCUGCCCACCUCAGUUGCCUCAGCGCUCCCCGUGGCCGCAACGCAUGGGACGCUUCGGUGCUUCCUCGGCGUCAACGUGCUGCUGAAGAAGACGCGUCUGACGUACGUACUCGAAGUAGACGCAGCGGCCCAGGCGUCCAAUCGUCGGAAGGGAAUUCGGCCCACGGAGUGGUUGUACACGCGGCCACGGGCUAGGAAAAGCCUUCUUCAUGAAAACACUGAGGAGGAGGAGGAGAGACAGGCGGCCUGUCUUGCGCGUUAUGCCGCCAUGCAAAACACACGCCCGUCAGCGGUAGAUGGGCUCCGCACAACGGUGUUGCAGGACUCCUUGCUAGACAGAACGACUCCAGAGGCUGUGGUGCACGCGGCCUGGCGAAGCGUGGGCGUGGGAGGCUGCGCAGCUGCGAACAUGGCCGCCCUUGAGAGGGUUGCACAGGGCACAGGGGAGAAUCCCACGCAGGAGGUGCGUGCAUUGGCCAACAGGCUUCUUCAGUUCCUCCUGACCUUUCUCGUGGAACUGGACUGGAUGACGCACACCGACAACGACCUCCUUCGCGGGGUGACGUUGCUCCUGCUUGGGGCCGUCGACACGAAAAAGGCAUCUCCUGACCGUCGCGAAUCGUCACUGCGCGAUGGGGCCUCGCUUGUUUCUCGCCUCGCCGCAAACGAGCGACGCAGCAUGCAUUGGCUCCUAAGCCACAGUGAGCGGUGGUCGCCACUGGCAGCGGCGCUCUUCGCUUGGGUGAAUCAGGGCCUCAUCCCCGAUGCGAGUGAAGCAGAAAUUCUCCUCGAGGAUGUUGUUCAGGCGUGGGAGGAGACGGCUGCUUGCCCGCCCGGCGGAGGCUGUGCGCUGGAGGACAUCUUGAAGCGUCUGCGUGCGUCUCAGGAUGCGCUCAAGUACCACAAUGCCCUGCUGCUUUUGUUGCGCGGUAAUCUCUCUCUGCAUGAGACUGCCUCGUUUGCGGUAUGGAACGACGUCGCCGUGCGAGAUCCCUCGAUUCUUUUCCUGCAGCUCCUCUUGGAAGCGGCUGUGGCCUGUGAGGAUGCCGCCACCGACGCCGCCGCUUCCAUCUCGAGUCUGGAGAUAAGUCGAAUCACGAUGUCUGUCGUGCAGGCGCGGCUUCAGUCCGCCGGCACGCUUGCGGCGCUUUUGCAGCUCAUGCAUGCGUGGAACUUCAGCUUCCUUGCCGAUUGGCCGCUUGCCGCGAUGUCAGGUGGCUUGCCGGUGGCGCAUCUUAUUCGCCACCUCACCACCGCCGACAGCAGUGAGGCGGAGCGUGCGGCACACCGCCCCGUCGCCCAGGCGGCGCAGGUACUGCUUUGGUUGUGUGGGGAUUGUGUGGAACGGGCGGCGGAGGUGCUGGAGGCGUUGCGUGCUGCGAAGGUCCCGCUCUUGGCGCUCUGCGUAGCGGGGUCCGACAGACGAGGUCGCUUUGGGGUGCCUGAGACCGCACCCAGCAGCAGCAGCAGCAGCAGCAGCGGCGGCGGAGGAGGAAACACCAGUCGGGCGCUGCACCACGUUUUGGCGUCCUCCACAGCCGCUGUUCUGGCAGGCGCCCUCGCCGAGCCCGGCGGCCGUGGGCCCACCGACGACACCACCAGUGAGGCGUUUGUCCUCCAGUUGUGGAUGCGGGUGCUGGAAGGCGACGAGGCGGCGGCCUUCAAUCCCGGUCUUCUGCAGCGGCUUCAUGAGGCACUGGUUGUCGGCGGCCGUGGCGCAACGCGUCCGAAGCACGUCUGCGGCGCCGCACUGUUGCUGGACUUUCUUCGGCCUGUCUUUCUCUCAACCCUUCCGCGCCUCCUCGCCGCGGUGGGAGAACAACACGAGACGGUGGGGAGCGCACUCGCCGCCGGUGCGGCUUCGCUGACGGCGGCCGGCGUUGCCGCCUUGGGGCCGCCGCUGGGCGAGACGGAAACCAUUGAACACGUCUGGCUGGCGACGCUGCAGGAGCUGGGGCGACUGCUGCAGCUGCACGUCGAAGACAGCCUUGAGGUUCGAUGUCUUGCGCUGCUUUUCAAGGCCUUUGAGGCGUCGUCCGCCACGCUGCUGGCGGAGUCCCGCAGCGGGAGUGAGGCAUCGUCAACCACGGGCCUCUGCUUUACCUUUUCCCCGGCGGAAAUGUACUUUUUGGCCUUGCAGAUACUCUCCAAUGAACCGGCAGGCUUUGUGAUUAACGUGGAGGUCAUGCGGCGACGCCUUGCCCCGUAUCUUCUGCAUGAGAUGGAGCUGGCGACACGGCGCGCCGACGAGGUUGUCGAGACCUCCAACACAAAGGCGCUCUGGUGGGACAGCAAGGCGUACAUAAACACUGUGGCGGAUGGCCUUGCCCUGGUUAUCGCCGCCUUUGAAGCCACGGCGCCGCUCUACUCCCACGCGAUGCUGCUUCUCUUCCUUGACGAAUCCCUGGCCGUGAUGGCGGACGUCGAACGGCGACCCAGCGGGGGGCGCGAGAGGCCGCUUUCCGCGGAAGUGCGGAGUGAGAUGCUGCAGUGCACCCGCCGCGUGGCGCUCUCCCGCUGGGCAAAGCUGCACCGGCAGGAGAAGAAACUCAUCGCCCGUGUGCUCUCGCGUCGCCUCGCCAUUCCUGGCCAGGAGCAGGCUGAGGGGGAUGUGUACCAGGAGAGCGAUGUGCACCACAGUGUCGCGAAGGAUGCGGCCCACAUGAAAAAGACCUUACAGCAGAGACCCGUCAACGCGGCCUUGUUGAGGGCCAUCAGAAGGAAGUUCUCCCGGGACUCGUCAGGGGCACGGAGCACAAGUCACACUGAGAGCCAUGAUGAUGCGGGGAUAGGAACAGUGACGUCUUUGACGGAUGUAACACUUCUUCUUAAGGAAGAGACUUAUGUACGGCAGUGUCUGCAGCGACAGUUGAUGCGCUCGCACAACGCCUUCGUUGGCAGUGAGGCUUUUCGUGGUGCACUGGGGACGCUUUAUCUGGCGCUACGGGAGGAGCAGCGUCGGCGUGUGUUUGUUGCUUUUGUGCGUGAACAGCAUGACAUCAUUCUGAGCUUUGCGUGUGCUGCGCUCGUGGUGAUGUAUGAGGCACGUCGACGGGGGGCGCAUGUGUUGCAGCAGAACGCGCUGGAGCAUCUGCAGCGUCAGCUCCGCUAUUUUUUCCUGCAGGAGCGUGAGUCGCGGGCUGCGGUGGAGGCGGUUUGCCUUGUCGAGCGCCAGCUACUCCUUGAACUCGCAAGCCAGCAACGCGCCAUGGCUGACGCCGAGCGCGGCCUGCGCCUGCGCCUUGUGGAGGAGGAAGAGGUGCACCGCGACGCCUGCUACGAGCUCUUUGCGAGGGAGGAGCUGGCGGCGCAGCGGCGCUGCGAGGCGCGGCUGGAGGAGGAGGCGUGGCGCGAGGAGGAGGCGCAGUGGGCGCAGGAGCAGCAGCGGCGUCAGGCAGACGAGGACGGCGGCGACGCGGAGAGGCGGAGCCCGCCAAACGCCUACUUGCAGUGGCAGCAGCGCCGCCUCGCGGCGGCGGCAACAGCGGCGAAGACGUCGACGUCGCUGCCACUGCAGCCGCCGCCGCCGCCCGCAGAAGUCUCACACGCGUCGUCCCUCACCGCGUCGGUGCCGCCCGCAAAUGCACUGGCGCCGCUUCUCCAAAUGGACAGCGCCCCGGCGAUGUCUGCAGAAGACGGCGGCUACCACGCACUGGUGGACGCCUCCGAAUCGCUCUUCAGCGCCUUCUCACGGCUGCAGAAGCAAAUUAUCUCCACCGUGGCCCCACCACCCGCCACAGGCGUCAAGAAGGAUGCCCCCGCCCUAGCCCCAGCCGAUGUGCCGUCAGCCGCUCUGCAAAUGCCUGCGUCCGUCACAGCGAGCGAGGAGAGGUGGGAGGACGCAGUGGAGGAUGCCGCGCCGCCCUCAACCCAAGCCGGCAACGAGGCUCAGACGGCAAAAAUGGACCACGGCGCCUUGGAUGCGCCCCCGAACACCCAUGAGGACAGCAUCAAGCGCCUUCGGCUGCGAGCAUUGGCAACGACGGGUAAACGCCGCGCCCCACGGCAACGGCGUCUUGGCGAGGUGUUCUGCCUAGAAGGCAAGCCAGCCGCGGAAAAGGCGGAGGUGGGGGAUGCACGCGGUGCAGCGAAGCUGCAUGAAGAGGAGCAGCAGGCGCGGAAGGAGGCGUCGCCGUCGGUGGAGGAGGCCAAGCCGGCGCCUGCGCCUGCCGCGCCAGGCAUGUUAAAGAACGAGGAGGAAGAAGAGGCAGUCGCGCUGGCCCUGUGCCCCGAGCCGUCAUUGGCCCUACAGUCGGAGGAGGGGACAGCGCGCUACGCGCUCUGCCGGGAAGAGCGAGUGGUGCGUGCCUUUUUAUUUCGCUAUUUUACCCUGACGACGUAG